UCAGUCAUUCAGCUCUGUGCACCGCUGCUGUUUCGUGAGGCUGUAGAGCUGGUGAGCAGCCCGUGAUUUGGGGAAUAAGCACUUGUAUCUGCGCCAGCUACCUCAGAGGCAAACUAGAUAGUGGAAGGAACGCUGUGGCUGUGGAUUUUUACCUGCUCACAUCAGCAAGAGAUGGAUUUGUGGCUUCUUUUUAAGUUUGGAGAGAAUGUGCUGCAGGCGUAGAUGGCAUAAAUCGCUCCUUUUUGGCAACAGAGUGAUAGAGAAAUUGGUGUUUACAAAAUCUGCCUCUCCUCUUUAAAGCUGCCAGAUGUAUAUCUGCACCUGUUAGGUAGAAAACUCUGGCAGUACUCUCCAAAUCAUUGAGAUGUAACGUGAUUUAUCACAUGGUUAAAGAGGCGAAAGAUACAGUUCAGCAAGUUUGACCUCAACGACAGCUGCUAUUCCUGAUUACUCCUGAGACCAGGGGGGGUGAAAAAUGACUGGAUCCAGGCAGGACAAACGAAGUAACCUGUGAUGUCAGACUUCACCUGGGGCAGUCCACUCAGACUGUGCUGAGCUGUUGGCAGCAAGAGCAGACUGCAUUUCCAGGUGUAUAAACCACAUCAGACCUGACUCACCUGACAUCAUUGCAUCUCUUGUUUUCGCUUGGCUCGUCACGUCAUUUUCUCACCUCAUCUUCUUAGUAAUCUCAACCGUCAAACCCACCACCUCUCAUUCUCUCCCCAUGGAUCCACUCAAAAGACGAGAGAAGCGACGCUGAUUAAUGCGACUCCCAGAAGCCUCCGUCUGAUUCCACGGCACUAGAAAUAGAAAGCAGAAAGAAAAAUUCUUGGCACUUGUGAACUGUCAUCACACAGAACAAGAGAAAAAUCAUGUGGAAUCAGUCCGGUUACUGCAAUCACAUCCCUCACCCUGGAUAUCCCUUCUAUCAUGCACCCUGCAGCCAUAACCAGAGGACCACAUCAUUUCGCCAUCCUAUAACGGGACAGAUUUCCCCAGAGAACGUGGACUACAUCCUGCAAGAACAGCCUCAGGGUUCUCGUAUAAUGUCCAAACCCACAGGCGAACAGCUCUCUAGUACCACUGUCAGCGAGGCCUCCACAGCCAUCACCUCCUCUACUGUGGACACUUCUGCCUCCAAGGCCUCUCGGCCUGGUGGCAAGGUUCACAGCUUCGGGAAAAGAGAGCAAUCCAUCAAGAGAAAUCCCAAUGUCCCAGUGGUGGUCCGAGGAUGGCUGUACAAACAGGACAGCUCUGGGAUGCGUCUUUGGAAGAGGAAGUGGUUUGUCUUGGCAGAUUUCUGUCUGUUCUACUACAAAGACAGCAGAGAGGAAUCGGUCCUAGGCAGUAUUCCUCUGCCCAGCUAUGUCAUUUCAACCGUGGGACCCGAGGAUCACAUCAGCCGCAAGUAUGCUUUUAAGGCUAGCCACACUGGUAUGCGCUCGUACAUUUACAAGCAGAGCUCUGUGAUUGGCUCGCAGGCGGAGCACACUGGGAUGCGGACAUAUUACUUCAGCGCUGACACCCAAGAGGACAUGAACACCUGGCUAAGGGCCAUGAACCAGGCCGCAUUGAUGCAGAACCACACCGACACACUUGUCCGACCGGCUGACAAGUUAGACAAGUUGUUGCAGCAGGCUGUUCCCCAGACAAACUACGUUAACCACCACAAGACCAAGACCAAGACCUUAGACAAUGAGACCACAAGGCCCAUCAUCCAUGAGGUUCUUCUGGAGCCCAUACACCGAGACAUAGAGGAGCGCUGCAGCUUUCACAAAGGUUCUCCUGGUAACAUCAUGCCAGAACACCCCAUAGGAAGCACCAGUCUGGAAAUGGACACGCACACUUCACUUCCAUCCAACCCUGCAGCCACCACCAUACCACAGUCAGACCAUGUGUCGGCUUCAGCACCCGUGUCCAGGGUGCCAUCCCGGGCUCCGUCAAGAGCCGCCUCGACUUUGCCCUCCAGCUUUUGCACGAGGAAUGGCCUCGUCUCCACACCCAGUCCCAUUCUGGAGCCCAACGGCAUUGCAGCGGGGACGUACCAAAGGGCCCCGGAGCCACCAGCAACUGACACAUUCAAGCAGGUGCAGAGGAGAAGCACUCUGGAGCAGGUGGAGCAGUGGGUCAAAGUUCAGAAGUCUGAUCACAGAGGUCCCCCAUCCAGAGAGAACACCCUUCCCCGUCGCACGCCACCAACCCAGCAUAAGUACACAUCUGUGGACUCCUAUCAGACCCUGCCAAAAACUCCACGACAGAGCCCCCCACCUGGCCGACUUGGCGAGUACAAAUACGCCCAGGACCGCCUGAGUCACUUCCGACUCACCCCAGAUCAGGGAGGCCCAGGGUCCAAAACUGUUUGGCAGCUGUACGAAUGGCAGCAGCGCCACCAGUUCCGUCACGGCAGCCCCACAGCCCCGCUUUAUACUCCGGCCCCAGAGUAUCCAUUUGGUCCCCGCCCUCCAUCGACUGUGCCUCCGUCUUCCUCAGCACCCAGGUCAGAGGGACCCCCUCGUUGUGUGUCAGUGCCACCUUCAUCCACAGACAUCCCUCCACCGGGGCCUCCACCCGGCUUCAGCCGAACCCUGUCACCCACACGGCGGCCGCACACGCCUGCCGAACGGGUGACAGUCAGGCCUGCGGGUGAUAUUUCAGUGUUAGACAUCCCUUUCACUGUUUCUCCUCGCAGGACCAAAUCUCAGAUGAUAAAGGCUACUACAAUUGAGAGACGCUCAAUGCCUCCAUCUGGAUACAUGACACACACAGUUAGUGCACCCAGCCUUCAUGGCAAAACGCCUGAGGAGCUCACUCUGCUCCUCAUUCAGCUGCGCCGCCAUCAGGCCAAGAUGGCCUCCACACGGCAGCAAACGUUAGCCCAACUCCAGCGGCUCAAUGGUCCCAAAGAGUCCUACUACCAAAACCACCUCUUCACCGAUACCACCUCUAGCACCAGUCCCCUCCUCAGCGCUGGCCCCUCUCCUGUGUCCCACCUCGGACACCUGGGUCUCUCAGCUUCACUUGACCCUCGCAACACCCAGGCUGAUGACACCUACAUGCAGCUGAAAAAGGACUUGGAGUAUCUGGACCUAAAGAUCAGAGCUCUAGAGCCCCUGAUCCUCGCAGUUCACAGUUUACUACUGCACUGCACUGCUGGGCCUCUCAGGCCUGUAAUGAACGUAGCAGGAAGUCAGACACUGAAGGAGUCAGGGAAACCUGUCAAGGUUGCAGAAAGUGAUGUGGAUGUGACGUUGAGUCGGUUAUGCGAGCAGGACAAGAUCCUGAAGGAUCUGGAGGCAAGAAUCAGCUCCCUGAAGGAUGACAAGGACAAGCUGGAGAGAGUACUGGAUGUGUCCCACCAGCAAAUGGAGCAGUACCAGGAGCAGCCAGCUCACAGCCACAAGAUUGCCUACCAGCAGAGGCUGCUGCAAGAAGAUCUGGUGACAAUCAGGGCCCAAAUUUCCCGGCUCUCCACGGAAAUGGCACAUUCCUGGGAGGAGUAUAACGGGCUUGAGAAAUCAAUUGAACAGUUGAGGACGGCACUGCAGGCGCACAUGAAUCACAGCGCCACCUCUCAGCAAGAGAAGGCUGAGAUGAAGCGUGAGCUGUGGAGGAUUGAGGAUGUAAUGGCUGGACUCAGUGCCAGCAAAGCCAACUACAAGAUCACCAUUGAGUCUGUUCAGAACCCAGAGAGGAAAUUAGUGCCUUCAGUGUCAGACCCUGCAGUGCCUUCUCUCAGCACAAAGAUCCAGCCUCCUCCUCGCAGCUUCAUCCCCAACGUCCUCUCCCACACUUUGCCUCACAGCACGGUGCCAAAGUGGGCAGAGGACAACGCCCCACCCAGGCCGCCACUGCCUCAACUCUAUGACUGCGAGGAGAUACCCCCUGUGGUGCCGCCCCUCCCCAAAGAGGCCUCAGUUAUUCGCCACACGUCUGUGCGAGGGCUCAAACGCCAGUCAGAUGAGAGGAAGAGGGACAGGGAGAGUGGGCAGUAUGUUGCCAAUGGAGACUGUAAGGCUGACUUGAGAUCAUACCUGAGUGAACCAGAGCUGCCAGGAAUCAGCCACCACAGUGCGGGUUCUGACACUGACUAUCAGUAUUAUCCAAGCAAAGGCACCUCAUCUCAACUGAACCAGUCCAACUCCAUCUCAUCCUACGUCACCCUAAGGAGAGGUCCAGGGAGCUCAGCGGCAAAGGAGAGACCAAAGAGUGCCUUGGAGCGUCUGUCAUCACCUACUGAGGCCCUGCAGCUUCCUAGCAGCCAGCCUCGGGGCCGGAUGACGGCAGAAGAGCAGCUGGAGCGAAUGAAGCGCCACCAGAGGGCGCUGGUUCGAGAACGCAAGCGGAAUCUCAGUCAGGGCGACCGCUCCUGCACUGGCCUUUCCACCUCCACUGCCACAACACAGCGCUCCUCCUCCUCCUCGAGGCUGCCUUCUAGCUCCUCCGAUCCUCUGGCCUCCGUGUUUGACUGGAGUGGGGAGCGACCUAGAGCAGAAGGUCAGAGCUAUGAAAGGUUGAAUGACGUCAAAGAGAGGGGGAGGAUACAGUCAGAAGAGUGGGUAACGGUAACAGCCACACGUAUCCAAGAGGUGGAUGUGGAACCUUUCGACUAUGACCUGGAUAUCAGCAGAGAGCUGUCCAAACCCAAAAAGGUUCCCAUCCCAGAGCGCUAUGUGGAGUCUGACCCUGAGGAACCUCUUAGUCCUGAGGAGCUGGAGGAACGCUCCCGUCGGGCUGAGCGUAUUAAGAACCUUCUCGCCAAGUCCAGUGUUCAGAACAUUCAGUCAUCAGCAGCGCUGGACUUCAGCGAGCUGGACUCAGCUCUCCAGCAGCAGGAGAGGAUCAUGAGUGUGUCCCAUGCACUGGCCUCAGAGGCCUCGCGCAAAAGCAAACUGGUUGCAGGGACUGAAUGGCUGGAGAGUUGGUGAGCAUGUCUGGUUCAGCUAAAGCUGCUGCAGAGCACUGAACCGGAGUGGCCUACAGAAGCAUCAGUUGGAUGGAUAACAUUUUACAGCAAAUUAACUGAUUCACUUACAACCUUUUUUUAUUACUGAGCACAUGACACCUGAUUUUUUUUUUUUUAAGUUUUUGAUUUGUAGUUUUAAAAAUGACAUCAAGUUUUCUUGCUUCUGCUCUCACAUUGCACAGUUAAUAAUUUAUAACAUGAAAGUUGCUGUUUUUUUAACCUGCAGUGAGAUGUUCUGUAGUUUGGUCUGUAGUUCAGAAAUGAAAGCCAAAAUCAGCGCAUACAGAUUGCAGUGGACAUAUUUAGAAAUGAAUUGUUAAUUUAUUACACUGGCUUGAGAUGCUUCUGCUGUAUGUUUUCUCAACAUUGUCAUCCAAUUAUCACAACACUGAAUGAAACACAUCACAAUAAGCAUUAAA
This is a messenger RNA of Melanotaenia boesemani (Boeseman's rainbowfish), 5382 nucleotides long. RefSeq names its product pleckstrin homology domain-containing family A member 7-like. The coding region runs from base 873 to 4925 and encodes 1350 amino acids. Gene Ontology annotation, molecular function: protein binding. Lineage: Eukaryota; Metazoa; Chordata; Actinopteri; Atheriniformes; Melanotaeniidae. The record is from RefSeq and is a predicted model, not a curated record. The transcript has 28 exons.